UCCAUUUUUCAUAAACUUGUUCUAGCUGAAUGCACAAUUUAAUUGUACAUCAACACGGUUAUUUACAUAUAUAAAGCCACCAUAACCCGAUAAUUGUGAGCGUUAAAAACAUACGCAAACAUAUUGACUGAGAAAUCUGCAAACUUUGUCCAGACACAAUAAUUUAGUUAAGUCAUCAUACCAAAUUAAAUUUUUGUCAUUUUUUGUCCAGUAACGAUAAUAAAAUGAGUUUAGAAUUAUACACGGGUUGUUUUCUGCAGUUAAUCUUGGCCAAAAAUAUAUGGUCACAAUUACAUUAUCCAACUGAUCCCAGUGACCCCUUUCCCACCAAUGAUGCGUGUCUGCAUCAUGUUAUUCUUCCAGGAAAAACUCCGAUUAAUGAAAGUGCAUCAAGGCUGAUCUGGAACACGCCUAGAGUUUUCUUGGUGUCGACAAAUGCUACAAAUGAAGCCGAGAACUCGGUAGAAUUAGGUCACGUGCGGCGCUCCAAGUGGAGUGGUGGAGCUUGUUUUCGAAUUUUGGUUUUUGCUCGUGACAGAAUUUCAGACAUAUUGGGUCAUCCUGAGGUAGCAGUGUGGGCUAAUUCUGAAAACGUGCUAGUGCUAAUAUUUGCAUCGAGAAGUUGGAAUUGGGAAGUGCUGGUGAGGAAGAAGGAAUUUGGAGAGUUUGAUAAGGUCCGGUUGAUAAGGUUUCAACUAGUGUUCAUUCUCCCCUUGAAAAAUUCGAAUACUUACAAGAUUGGAAUAUUUUGCUAUAUGUGUCGACAAGAAAGAUCGAUCACGUGGUCCCUUCAGGGACACAGAGGGUUUAACGCGAAGACAAAAUUUCAUAGCUUGGAAGGAUUUAAGAGAAAGCUAUAUUUGCAGUAUGACCGCCAAAAUUUGAUUGAGAGUCGCAACUGUGAGCUUGAGAUGUACUUUGGUGCAAAGAAAUCCUGCGACGAUGUCACCGUCAUCCUUCAAAUUUUGAAAACACGGCUUAAUCUGACGGUGGAUAUCGUAGACGAUAUCGACGACUUAGAUGGACUACCUCCCUCUUGCAAGGGAGUUAUUAAUCCGGCCGGCCUACCAGCAUCUGACAAUGACAUGGAAUUGCUAUCUUCGGGAGAAUUUAUGCAAUUUUUUAAAGACCAAACUGUGGGAAAAUUGUUUUAUUGCACUGGAUCAGAAAUAUUUGAGGUUGGUUCGAUCGAUAUUUUCGUGCGUGUGGUCACUCCUGAGGUUUGGGCUGGUGUAGGACUCGUUACGAUAUGUUACGGUCUGUUGAGGAAGAAUGUGUAUCAUGGGAUACAAACCCUGACCUUUCUAAUGGGUCAAGCAAUCCGUAUUCCUUCCUCACACCCAAACAAGAAACUAUUAAUCGGCCUACUCCUCCCCCUCGUGAUUCUGUCCGCAUGGUACGUCUCAUAUCUCACCAUGGAUGUCGUCGUGCCUCUGAAACCCAAAGUAGUCACUAGCAAUCAGGAAUUGUUAGAGCUCGGGUUUAGGUUCGUAAUCCCGUCGACAUCGGUCCUCCCCCUAAUCAGACAGUUGGCGGGUAAAAGCCUCGACAAAUUAGGGAUACCUUGGAGUUUAACGUAUUUUUUGGUUAGACCGGAUAUCACGAGAGCGGGAAAGACGCGACUACCCGAAUUUUUUCUCAAAUUGGGCUCAGUGAAUGGAAUCUAUCACACAACGGAGGAUUUUGUCAGGAUGAUGCAACGCAUGCAAUUGUUGAACCCAAGGAGCAAUCGGUAUGGAAACGUGAGUUGCAGUGUGGUUCGACAAGAUUGGGAUAAUGACCUGAAAGAGUUAUGGUUCGUGGGGGGUCAUCUGGCCGGGGGGUUUAUGCAAAUUUCUGUUUGGUUGAGGGAAUCUGGGAUGACUGCAUUUUGGAGGAUGAAAGACACUUUGAGCACGUUAAGCAACAUGCAGAUGUCGAGAUAUUGCCAAAUCGGGGAUCAACAAAUUUGUGGAAGUGACAUGGCACAGAAGAUUGGGCUUCGAUCGUCGAUUAGAUUCAUUUUUUGGGUCCUUUUAAUCCUCGUUGUGGUCGCAUUCUUUAUUUUUGUAUUUGAGCUGGUUAAAAAACGUAUUAGUAAAAUGGGUCGCUACUGUCGUUACAGUACACGAAUAUUAUGUAGGACUUGCUAUUGUUCUGUCAAGUGUUAUUGCCCAGUAAAAAUUUCUGUGGGACGGAGAAAUAAACACUUUUGCCUCUUUUAACAUGCUUUGACAUAUAUUUUUAUACAGUGCGGGAAAUUUUCCGUCCCACAGAGAUAUUUAGUCUGCAAUAGUUAAAUAAGUACAUAUGUCCGAUGUAAAUGUUUAUUAUAGAAUUUAUCUUGUUUUGGUUUUCUAUUCAUAUUUAAAUAGAUUAACAAAUAAAGGUAUGUUACCCAAAAAAAGGGGACAUUUUAACCUUUGUGCGACAUUUCUACCAAUAAUAAAUUAGUUAAACCAUUUCGACCCCAUUAUUUAUACGCGUAAAAAUAGAUAAAUAAAUAACUCUUGGAGUCCUUAAGCCUAUUUCCAGUCUGAAAAAAAUGGAAUUUAUGUAUGUAAAAGUAUACACAAAGAGUAUGCAGUAAA
Messenger RNA from Folsomia candida, 2570 nucleotides. RefSeq lists its product as uncharacterized. Bases 225 to 2204 code for a protein of 659 amino acids. Lineage: Eukaryota; Metazoa; Arthropoda; Collembola; Entomobryomorpha; Isotomidae. The record is from RefSeq and is a predicted model, not a curated record. The transcript is spliced from 5 exons.